AGCUUCUCCAGCUUUUCCAGUCUUAGUAAACCUCGAAGCUCCCGUCCGAUGGAAAGUCAAUCAUAGAUUUUGAGUAACUGUAACUAGCAGUUUUCCCUUCAAGCCCGAUAAGACUCAUUUGACUCUUCCUUCCAGCCUUCUCACGAAAAAAAACAUAUUAUAUCCUAGUGUCUUUUACCUGUCAAAAUGUCUUUCGGAGGCCAGACCCCCACCAUUAUCGUCCUGAAAGAGGGGACCGAUACCUCGCAAGGAAAAGGCCAGAUCGUGUCCAAUAUCAACGCUUGCCAGGCUGUUCAAGCCACUAUCAAGUCGACAUUAGGCCCCUAUGGCGGUGACCUGUUAAUGGUAGACGAAAAUGGUAGACAGACCAUCACCAACGAUGGCGCAACAGUAAUGAAGUUACUCGAUAUCGUACAUCCUGCUGCCCGUAUCCUCGUCGACAUUGCGAGAUCACAAGACGCCGAAGUGGGAGACGGAACAACAUCGGUAGUCGUUUUGGCUGGUGAAAUACUCAAGGAGAUUAAAGAACAUGUUGAGCAAGGUGUCAGUUCUCAAAUCAUCAUCAAGGGUCUACGGAAAGCCUCCACCAUGGCCGUCAAUAAGAUCAAGGAAAUCGCCGUCAGGACAGACGAAUCGAAUAAGCGGGAAACUCUUAUUAAACUAGCCGGUACGGCCAUGACCAGCAAACUAAUCAAGAAAGAUACCCCAUUUUUCACCAAGAUGGUGGUGGAUGCUGUGUUAUCCCUAGACCAAGACGACCUGAACGAGAAACUCAUCGGCAUCAAGAAGAUUCCAGGUGGCUCCUUAACCGAGUCUCUAUUUGUUAAUGGUGUUGCCUUCAAGAAGACCUUCUCGUACGCUGGUUUCGAGCAGCAACCUAAAUCAUUCACCAAGCCCAAGAUCGUCUGCCUGAACGUCGAGCUGGAGCUGAAGGCCGAGAAGGACAAUGCUGAGGUUCGAGUCGAGCAGGUUUCCGAGUACCAGGCUAUUGUUGAUGCCGAGUGGCAAAUCAUCUACAAGAAGCUUGAGGCCAUUCACCAGACAGGCGCAAAAGUGGUACUCUCUAAACUACCUAUUGGAGAUUUGGCCACUCAAUUCUUCGCUGAUCGCGAUAUAUUCUGCGCUGGUCGUGUCGCCUCCGAAGACAUGGAACGAGUUGUCCAAGCCACCGGCGCCACUAUACAAUCCACCUGCUCCGAUAUCCAACCCCACCACCUCGGCACAUGUGGCUCCUUUGAUGAACGCCAGAUUGGUGGCGAACGCUUCAACUUCUUCGAGGACUGCCCGGAGGCCAAGACGUGCACGUUGGUCCUCCGUGGUGGUGCUGAGCAGUUCAUAGCUGAAGUAGAGCGAUCCCUACACGAUGCCAUCAUGAUCGUUAAGCGUGCUAUCAAGAACCACAUGAUUGUGGGUGGCGGUGGUGCCUGUGAAAUGGAGAUAUCGGCGUAUCUACACCGCUUUGCUGAUAGCGAUAUUCCGCAUAAGCAGCAGGGCAUUAUCAAGUCCUUCGCCAAGGCGCUCGAGGUUAUUCCUCGCCAGUUAUGUGACAACGCUGGAUUCGACGCUACCGACAUCUUGAAUAGACUACGCGUCGAGCACCGAAGGGGUCGCGUCUGGGCCGGUGUUGACUUUGCUAAUGAAGGUGUUGCCGACAUGAUGGAAAGAUUCGUCUGGGAGCCUGCCUUAGUCAAGACCAACGCCAUACAGGCGGCAACCGAGGCUAGCUGCUUGAUCCUAGGCGUUGACGAGACGAUUCGCAACGAGGAGAGCGCACAGCCACAAGGGCCAAACCAGCCGCUACCCCCUGGAACAGCACAGCGGGCAUUGAGAGGGCGAGGACGAGCUAUUCCCCGGCGGUAAAUGUGAUCUAAGGGAGGCAUGUUCAAUGAAUAAAGGGGCGCAUCGGUGAUGUAUGAUACCUCAAAAGGCUAUGCAUGCGGAAUAUAGAUGACUUGAAAGGAAAAAAGCGCCUUUUUAAGAUUUAUACCUUGCUAUGCCUUCUAUGCAACUAAGUGUCUGUCUGUCUGUUUGUCUACGAGAGGCACUGAAAUAUCCUUGCCUGCCUGCCUGCCUGCCUAGGUAAUCUAGGUAACCUAACCUAGUGUUAGGGCUGCCAUCGUAACAUGAAAAGUUGGAUAUUACAUGACGGCUCCGUAUCUUUGGGGGUAUGUUAGAACUUGCCACGCUUAAAUUCCAUCUCUCCAUGUUCCAAUCAACAAUCCACCCAGGCUAGAGUCUUUUAGAUCCUGGUAUUGAGUUGUGUACUUUGUGCUC
Molecule: messenger RNA, 2274 nt
Organism: Hypoxylon fragiforme
Lineage: Eukaryota; Fungi; Ascomycota; Sordariomycetes; Xylariales; Hypoxylaceae
Product: T-complex protein 1 subunit eta
Exons: 4
Coding region: 187-1860 (557 amino acids)
Biological process (GO): protein folding
Cellular component (GO): chaperonin-containing T-complex
Molecular function (GO): ATP-dependent protein folding chaperone; ATP binding; ATP hydrolysis activity
Source: RefSeq, a predicted model, not a curated record